AUGCAGCUAAUUAAGUCAUUGAAUAUUUCUAGUGUGAGUGCUUCGAACCGUUCUAUCGGAAGGUUCGCUAGGCUCUUAUCAAAGACAACUCAACACUCAAAAGUUGUUGAAACUACUGAUGAAGCUUUAAAGGGAAUCGAAUCUAACAUCACAUUGUUAUCUGGAGGAUUUGGGCUAAGCGGUGUUCCAGAUACUGUCAUUAAUGCAUUAAAAGAAAAAUCGGAAAUUCAAAACAUCACGGCUGUAUCGAAUAACGCAGGUCUCGAUGGAAGAGGUUUAUCACAAUUGUUAGUCACUGGUCAGAUUACCAAGAUGAUUUCUUCUUAUAUCGGGGGUAAUAGAACUUUCGAAAGUUUAUAUUUAACAGGUAAAAUUGAUUUGGAACUAACACCACAGGGAAAUUUGGCAGAAAGAGUGAGAGCAGGAGCCGCAGGUAUCCCAGCUUUUUACUCUCCUGCAGGUGUUGGUACCUGGUUGGAGGAAGGUAAACUUCCAGUCAGAUAUGACGAAACUGGAACCAAAGUAUUGAAAGCUACUGAGCCAAGAGAAGUGAGAGAAUUUAAUGGACGAAAAUUCUUGUUAGAAAAUGCUAUUUUCGGAGAUGUUGCAUUAGUCAAGGCAUAUAAAGCUGAUACACUCGGGAACUGUUGGUUCAAAGGUGCUGCUAGGAACUUCAAUUCUGUCAUGGGUAGAAAUGCCAAAUUAACUAUCGUCGAAGCUGAACAUAUAGUACAACCUGGUGAAAUAUUACCAGAAGACGUUCAUUUACCAUCCAUUUAUGUUGACAGAGUUAUUCAAUCCACUACACCAAAGGAUAUUGAGAUUUUCAAAUUCUCUGAAUCUGAAGAUUCUGUUGAUAAAGCUCCUGCUUCCGAGGCUGAAUUAAAGAGACAAAAGAUCGUUAGAAGAGCUGCUCAAGAAUUUAAGGAUGGUUCAUUUGCUAACUUAGGCAUUGGUAUGCCAACUUUAGCACCAAACUACUUACCAAAAUCCAUAAACGUCACUUUACAAUCUGAAAACGGUAUCUUAGGUUUAGGUCCUUAUCCAAACAAGGGCGAAGAAGAUCCAGAUAUGAUCAACGCAGGUAAGGAAACCGUUACUGUUCAAGCUGGAUCAUCUUUAUUCGGUUCAGAAGAAUCUUUUGCCAUGAUUAGAGGUGGUAAAAUCGACUUAACUAUCUUGGGUGGUUUACAAGUCUCUGCAAAGGGUGAUUUAGCCAACUGGGGCUUACCUGGUCGUGUUAAAGGAAUGGGUGGUGCCAUGGAUUUGGUUUCCAACCCUAGCGCUACCAGAGUGGUUGUGGUCAUGGAGCAUGUCGACAAGAAGGGAAGACCAAAAAUAUUAGAAGAAUGUGCUUUCCCAUUAACCGGUAAGAGAUGUGUAUCUAGACUUAUUACUGAUUUAGCUGUCUUUGACGUUAUUGAUGAAAAAUUGGUCCUUAUCGAGUACGAUCCAUCUUCAUCUGUUGAAGAAAUUAAGGCAAAGACCGAAGCAUCUUUCGAAAUUUCCCCAAAUUUGAAACCAAUUGAAAUCGAUUUAUAG
Messenger RNA from Debaryomyces fabryi, 1542 nucleotides. RefSeq lists its product as uncharacterized. The record is from RefSeq and is a predicted model, not a curated record. The transcript has a single exon. Gene Ontology annotation, biological process: ketone body catabolic process. Gene Ontology annotation, molecular function: succinyl-CoA:3-oxo-acid CoA-transferase activity. NCBI's taxonomy places the organism in Eukaryota, Fungi, Ascomycota, Pichiomycetes, Serinales, Debaryomycetaceae. Bases 1 to 1542 code for a protein of 513 amino acids.